AUGAGUGAAUUGAUAAUUGUUAAUUCUUCAGCAUUCGAGAGAAUUGAAGAAUUAAAAUCCUUGAUUUCGUUUCAAUCAAGAGUUCUAGAUCGAAUCAAGCAAGAUGUUUCGCUUGCUCAAUCUCAAGUUGAUUUGCAAUUUGAAAUCAUGGAUUCGCUAAACAAAAUGUAUGCAGACACAACAUCAUAUACAGGAAAUAAAUCACCUUUUGCUAAAACGUUAAGAAAUUUCGACAAGAAAAAUCCAAAUGUUCGAUCAACUAUCCAAACGCCUGCAUUACAGCCUCUAUCAGGUAUAGAAUCGCCAACAUCCCCAGGAAAAUCACAUGACUAUUCACAUGCAUUACUCUCAGCUAUUGAUUAUGACUUUUUUUCUCGAGAAUAUCCUUUAAUUCUUUCAUAUCUCUUUGAACGAAACAUAAAAGACGAAAUAAAAUCAAUAAGUUCUUCGUGUGAAAAGCUUGCACUCUCAAAACGAACAGAUUACUUAAAUAACGUUUUUAAACAAUUAAAUGAAACCUCACAGAUCUUUGAUGCAAUUCUUAAAUUAGUUAAUGCAACUUCAUUUUCAGAGUUAACAGAGAUGAUUGAAAACAAAAUACCAAAAUUAUUAAAUAUUCAGCGAGCAGCUAUAUUCCAAAUCGUUGAUUCUGAUAUAGUUUUACAGAGAGAAUGUAUGAAAUUACACAGAUCAUUCAACAGCGGCGUUUUUUAUAAUAUUUUCAAAUCUGGUCGAAUUAAAAUUGUUUCAUGUGAAAAUCCUGACAUUACAUCAAUAGACCAAUAUCUGUUUAUGAAAAAUCAAGUCGCAUUAGUCGUUCCAAUUGAUAAUUUAUUGUUAUUACUUUUUGAUAAAACUGGAGGCUUCAAAGAAGAUGAUUUUCUUAUUGCACUUGGCAUAUCCAACUUCAUACGCGAAAUGGCACCUUCACUAGAACAAAAAGAUGUUGAAAGACCGAAUAUCCAGACAACAAUAAAAAUUAUGAAUAAUUUUUCACCAAAAGUUCUUGGAGAAGUUUUCCAUUGCGAAGGUGUCAGAGUAUUCCAUGUAUCUUCAAGCAAAAAAGUCUUUUUGGACUCAAAUGAAGUGAAACCAACAAUUUACAGCAUAUCCACAGGAAUUGUCGGCCAAUGCAUUACAAAAAUGAGAUUGAUACGUAUGUCUAAACCAGAACUUUCAGUUUUGUUCGAACCAGCCGUUGAUCGAAUUAAUAUGAAUACUCCAACAUCAUCUAUCAUGGUUUCACCUAUUUUCAGUAAAGACAAUAAAGUUAAGUACGUUAUUGCUCUUUAUUCUAGGAAAAACGUUGACUUUUUCACAGAAUUAGACGAAAAUACGAUGAAAAUGGUUUGUAAAUCAUUAAAUCCUAUAGUUAGAGGAAAUAAACUUCAAAAGCAGCUAGAAAGGAAGGAAAAUCAUAUUAAAUAUUUAACUUUAACAAUGGAUAUUUUCAAUCUUCAUGUAGAUCUCCUUGAUUUCUAUAGAAUGAAGAACCUUAUGAACAGAGCUCUCUCAGCUGUUGUCGGUGGUGACUCAGAAGUAUUUUUGACAGAUUAUUUCCGAAAUGAUUUAUCAGAACUACGUACAGAGUUCAAUGAGAAGAUAUCAGAGACAGGAAGUCCACAAUGUAUCUCAGCUUGCACUGGAAAAAUGAUGCAGAUGAUCGUAAGCGACACACAAACGAAAUAUUAUAUUCCAUUACCUGGAAACAACGGACAAAUCUCAGCUGUUGUUAAACUUGAUAUCGAUAAAGUUGCUGCAAAAGCAAAGCGCAUCAUUUCUGUUUAUUCCAGCGUUUCCAUGAUAAAAUUAGAUUCAUCAUCAGCUUCUUUCAACACGAAAUCAAGUUUGCAGCUUAAAGUUGAGAAGAUGAACAACUCCUCACAAGCUCAAUUCACAGAAAUCGAUGAUAGAAGAAUUACAAAUUGCGCAAAACCGAUCAGAGACUUCUUUGGCUCAUUAUGCGACGCUUACAAAAAUUUUUCGGAUGACAUUUCAGCAGUAAAAUUCUCAAUGGCCAUUGAAAAGAUUCCUGAAGAAAAUAGCUCUUUGUACGUGCGUGCACACGAAGACCUUUCCGCUCUAAUAGGAACAGCCGCCUACGGACCAACAACUUUCAUUCAAAUCCCAGUUAAAAAUGAAAAUUUCCAAAAAGUGACAGCAACAAUGUUACGGAAGUUAACAGAGAUUUGCGGGUUCCCUGACUUAGCAGACCCUGUACCAACCGUUACAUUAGCCAUGCCAUCGAAAGUUCCUGAAGAUUUGUCACUGGACAUUUACAAUGAAGAUGCGAAAAGUUUACUUUCAAUGACAACUUAUAUGUUGUUUGAAUUCGGAAUUGAAGAAGUUUUAGAUGCAGAAGACUCAAAUAUUUUGUUCCUUCUUAAAGAGCUGAGAGGUCUGCAUUCAGCACACUGGGAAGUUGCUGUUGACAAUGUUCAUUUUGCUUAUCUCCAGUUGAAACAAAUGAAAGUUGAAAACAAAAUUGAAGCGUUAAGUUUGAUGUUUUAUUUGCUUUGUUAUUCAGCAAAUAAAAUAGAAACAACAGGAGCUGUUGUACAAGCAAUUGAAACAGGAACAGCUCCUUCUCCUUCCUCAAUUCUUCUUUAUGCAGCUGCAGCAAGCAAUGCUCCAUUUUUGGAGAAAAAAGAAUGGUUUGAAAUUUUGGAAAAAGUUUCGUUUUUGUCUUCCUGUGAAUCUUUUGAUUCUCUUGGAGAGAACUCUGAUACAUAUUGCUUGUUGGCAAUCUUAUCAAAGAGAUCUUGCCUUGCAAGGAAAUUUGAAGUCGCUGAGAGAUAUGUCAAAGAAAGAUUUUCUGACCAAGUUUUGAUGAAAUAUAUUUUAGAGGCAGAAAUGCGCGGAAUGAUUCUCCCUGUGAUUUUCGAGUUGACAACACCAACAUUCAAGACAGAUACAAUUAGAAUGCCGAUGGUGACAAAUGCUCGAAAGAUUACAGGAGCAUUCAUAUAA
Messenger RNA from Trichomonas vaginalis G3, 2970 nucleotides. Its product is annotated as GAF domain-like family. The record is from RefSeq and is a predicted model, not a curated record. The coding region runs from base 1 to 2970 and encodes 989 amino acids. The transcript has a single exon. NCBI's taxonomy places the organism in Eukaryota, Parabasalia, Trichomonadida, Trichomonadidae.